This is a messenger RNA of Lemur catta (Ring-tailed lemur), 2068 nucleotides long. RefSeq names its product RNA binding motif protein 7 (gene RBM7). NCBI's taxonomy places the organism in Eukaryota, Metazoa, Chordata, Mammalia, Primates, Lemuridae. Bases 136 to 939 code for a protein of 267 amino acids. The transcript has 5 exons. Gene Ontology annotation, molecular function: single-stranded RNA binding. The record is from RefSeq and is a predicted model, not a curated record. Gene Ontology annotation, cellular component: nucleus. Gene Ontology annotation, biological process: regulation of alternative mRNA splicing, via spliceosome.
GACGCCGUCCUAGAGCCAGCGUGAGAGACGUUUACGUCGGUGGCGCCUGGGAGCGCGAGGUCGCGGGGUUUCCGAGAGUGCGCAGUGGGUGCGUCGGCCACGACCCUUCGGCCGGGUUAGGGGGGUGACGCUGAGAUGGGGGCGGCGGCGGCGGAAGCGGACCGCACUCUCUUUGUGGGCAACCUGGAGACUAAAGUGACCGAGGAGCUCCUGUUCGAGCUUUUCCACCAGGCUGGGCCAGUAAUAAAGGUGAAAAUUCCAAAAGAUAAGGAUGGUAAACCAAAGCAAUUUGCAUUUGUGAAUUUCAAACAUGAAGUAUCUGUUCCUUAUGCAAUGAAUCUACUUAAUGGAAUCAAACUUUUUGGAAGGCCCAUCAAAAUUCAGUUUAGAUCAGGAAGUAGUCAUGCCUCACAGGAUGUCAGUUUGUCAUAUCCCCAGCAUCAUGUUGGAAAUUCAAGUCCUACCUCUACAUCUCCUAGCAGCAGAUAUGAAAGGACUGUGGAUAACAUGACUCCAUCAACACAGAUAAUUCAGAGAUCUUUCUCUUCUCCAGAAAAUUUUCAGAGACAAGCAGUGAUGAACAGUGUUUUGAGACAGAUGUCAUAUGGCGGAAAAUUUGGUUCUCCACCUCUGGAUCAGUCAGGGUUUUCACCAUCCGUUCAAUCACAUAAUCAUACUUUUAACCAGUCUUCAAGCUCUCAGUGGCGCCAAGAUACAACAUCAUCACAGCGUAAAGUCAGACAGAACUCUCAUCCCUACGUAGCAGAUAGACAUUAUAGCCGGGAACAGCGUUACAGUGAUCAUGGGUCUGACCAUCAUUACAGAGGAAGCAGGGAAGAUUUCUUCUAUGAAGAUAGGAAUCACGAUGGCUGGAGCCAUGACUAUGAUAACAGAAGAGACAAUAGUAGAGAUGGAAAAUGGCGUUCAUCUCGACACUAACAAGUGUUAAAAAGACACUCCUUAUAGGGUCAUUUUAGGCCCUUUGACUCAGUUGAUCUGGAAAUAAUUUUGUUGAAAAACUGUACAGAGCAGCUUUAGAAGUUGACACAUUUCUUUGUAAAUUUUUUAAAACCUAGUUACAAUUUACUACAGAAAUGAGAAUUGUUCCAGUUUUAUUAUAUUAAUAACCUUUCACCUCAGGGUUUUAUGAAGAGGAGUGGGUUUUAUGCAAAAGAAAGUGCCACAAUUCCUAAUCAUUUUAGACACUUUGGGAAGGGAUGAAUUAUAUAGAUUGAUUGUGUGAUAAAGUAAAUAUUUUAAUUAUUUGUUAUCUUUUUGUAUUGCAAGAAAUUUCUUGUUAGUCAGAUUUUGGUGUGUAUAAUAGUAAACAUACAAGCUGACACUCUGAAAUGGCUAUUGGUAUUUUGUUAAUAGAAAAUACAACUUUUCAGUGAUUCAUUUUACUAACAUUUGAGAAAGCUUAUUGGUAAAGUUAGAGGAUAAAUCAUAUUGCUUAACUUCUUAGAGAAUUUAAGUAUAAAUUCUGUGACAGUCUCUUGAGUUUUACCCUAGUUAAACAUAAAAGUGUAAAUCUACACAUACUGUUUCAUUCUAAAAUUUUAGAAUUUGUGCAUUAUGUUUGUAUGACUGAAGUCACUCAGGAAGUUAAACAUCUCUAUGUAUAUAUUUUUACAUUGAAAAUUCAGUGUUAGUAUAAAUCCUUUUCAGGAAGAAUAAAAAUGUCAAUGUGUGGUUAGACAAAAUGGUAAAAUGUUUUACUGAAAGUAUACUUUUUUGGAAAAAAAAAAUUCAUGAAGCUUGUCGGUGCUGCCUCUGUCAUUCAAACUUUAAAAAUUUUAACAUUUGCAAAGUACCCACCACGUCUAUAAGAACACAUUUUAUGGAGAUUGUACAGGUUGCUUUUUUGUUUGAAUCUUUGAAAGAAUUUAGUCUUAACAUUUACUGAUUUUAAAAUUUUAAAAUCUUUUUUAAGGAAACUUGUGUGUAUCAAGAUACUGUUCCCCUUUCAUUGCAGAGUUUAUAAAAAUUCCAUGAAAAAUAUGGAUCCUUUUUAUUACCACAACAUUUGUACUAUGUUACUUUUUAAUAUAUUAAAAACAUAAAAGGA